GCUGCGCUAGCCAUGGAGCGAAGCGGGUGCAAAGUUUGGCACCCCGCAAAGGGAUGUCAGCUAAGAGUGGGCGAACCGCCCGAAGGCUCUUUAGCCUUCCAAUCUUAGGGGCUCCAGCUGCCUGGACCCCAGACGGCGUGCUGCAAUGGACGGUGUAGAUUCGGCGGCCCAGGGCACUGCCCAGCCUCAGGAUGGAGAGCAGCCGGCCGAGUCCCCGGAGCCGCCGCCGCCGCCUCCCGCUCCGCCGCCGGCUCCGCCGCCGGCGGCUCCUCCACCAGAACCAGAACCAGAACCAGAACCAGAACCAGAACCAGAACCAGAACCAGAACCAGAGCCUCAGCCUGCUCUGGGACCCUGUCCAGAGGCGACUCCAGAACCAGCCACAGACCGAGACACAAAAACAACCCCAGAGCCGGCCCCGGAGCCGGACCCAGGACCAGACUCAGAGCCGGAACCAAAACCGGACCCAGAACUUGUCCCAGAGCCGGUCCAGGAGCAAGUCCCAGAAUUUGCCCCGGACCCGGACCCAGGACCAGACUCAGAGCCGGAACCAAAACCGGACCCAGAACUUGUCCCAGAGACGGCCCAGGAGCCAGUCCCAGAAUUUGCCCCAGAGCUGGCCCCAGAGUCGGCCCCAGAACCUGUCCCAGGUCCAACCCUAGAGUUGGCCCCUGAACCGACUAGAGAGCCUACCCCAGAUUGUGACACAGGGCUAGCCCUAGAGUCAGCCCCAGAACCUGCUACGGAGAGGGCCCCAGAGUGGAGCCUUGAGCCAAUUCCAGAGAGUCCAGAGAUGAGUUCAGCACUACAACUACAACUGUUGCAGUUUCAGGUGGACCCUGAAGAGAAAGGUCGAAAGCCAUCUCCAUUGCUAUCGCCCAGACCGUCAGUAACGUGGUCCAGAAUAAAGAAAAUACUGAAGGAAGGACCCCUGCUAAAGAACUGUAACUCCUUCAGGAAAUGGAAGCUUAGAUAUUGUCUGAUCCAAGGACAGAAGCUCCACUUUGCACACCAUCCUUCGUUUGCACACUUUGAAACAAUUGAUCUGUCUCAAGUCGCCUUGGCCGAAAGUAGCUGUAGAAAUCUUUGCCACGGUUUCUGUGUUAUCACACCACAGCGAAAAUUCUCCCUGAUUGCACCCAGUCGGAAAGACAUGGAAGAAUGGAUUAACAUCAUAAAAACUGUCCAACAGGGAGAAGUCUAUAAGAUACCUGCAGCUGAAAACAACCCUUUCCUUAUCGGAAUGCACUACUGGUAUUCCAGUCCUAGUCCUCGGUCUCAGUUCUGCAAUGUUUGUCGCGAGAACAUUCCUCCCUUAUCUCGAGAUGCCAUCAUCUGUGAAGUCUGUAAGGUGAAAUCACACAAAUUAUGUGCUUUGAGAGCAAGCAAAGACUGCAAGUGGAAUACUUUGUCCAUAACUGAUGACCUCCUUCUACCCGCUGACGAAAUAGAAACCAUGCCUCAUCAGUGGGUAGAAGGAAAUAUACCUGCCAACUCUCGUUGUGCAGUAUGUCAUAGGAGCUGCGGUAGUCAUCACAGACUUCAAGAUUUCCGCUGCCUCUGGUGUGAGUCCUCGGUGCACGGGGCCUGCCAGAGGCGGUUUUCCAAGGAAUGUUCGUUUGGAAGUCGUCGCUCAGCAAUCGUACCGCCGACUGCACUGAGCGACCCUAGGGGCGACGGCCAACUAGUAGUAUCGCCUGACUUCUGGAAUCUUGAUUGGCCACUGACUUGUUCCUGUCCCUUGCUCAUCUUCAUUAAUUCCAAAAGUGGAGAUCAUCAAGGGAUCGUCUUCCUCCGGAAAUUCAAGCAGUAUCUUAAUCCGUCUCAAGUAUUUGACCUGUCGAAGGGUGGACCUGAAACAGGCAUCUGUAUGUUCAAGAACUUUACUCGUUUUCGUGUUCUGGUUUGUGGUGGAGAUGGCAGUGUAAGCUGGGUGUUAUCUACGAUUGAUGCCUUUCAAUUGCAUGAUAGGUGUCAGCUGGCAAUCAUCCCACUUGGAACUGGUAAUGAUCUCUCUAGAGUCCUUGGCUGGGGAGCAUUCUGGAAUAAAAAUAAUUCACCACUGGAUAUUCUCAGUAGAAUAGAUCAGGCUCACGUGAGGGUUUUGGACAGAUGGAGUGUGAUGAUCCGUGAGAACCCCAAACAAGUCCCACUGCUAAAAGGACAGGUGGAAAUGGAUAUACCAAGAUUUGAGGCUGCUGCCAUCCAGCACGUACAGAAUGCAUCCAGUGAGUUGAACAAAGUCCUGAAGGCCAAGUACUCCACUGAGAUGAUCAUCGCCACUAGAUUCCUGUGCUCAGCAGUGGACGACUUUGUGACAGACAUUGUAAAGACCUGGAACCAAAUAAGACAGAACAAUACAGCAGUGCAGUCGGUGAUUUUGAAAAGUGACUUGAUGUAUGAUAAACUCAGUGUCAUUAUUGACAUCCUGGCUGAUGAUGAAGAUGUUGCUGCUGUUGAGAGACAAGCCACAGCAUAUGCAGAACGCGGCAGAGCACACAGAAAGCCCUUCGUCCCUCAAAUAGACCACAUCACGAUGUCCAAAUUGGAGUUGGCUACAAGGGUUCACAAUCUCCAGAAGUCCUUGAAACUCAUCAUAUUCCAGGUUGAACAAGUUCUGGAUGAAGAAAGCAGACAGUCCUUACCAGUCAAGAACUUCUCAUCAGCUUUCUUCCUGGGAGAUGAUGACUCAGAGGACUUCAAUCAGAUGAGCCCAAGACACCGUUCUUAUUGUGACAUCUUAUCUUCUAUACCGUCUCUCACAAGUGAAGACCUCCAUAACCUUAACUUAGAACACUUACAUCAUACACCGGAAACGAUGCGCUUCAAAGAAAAGUGUGUCAUGAACAACUACUUUGGAAUUGGACUAGAUGCAAAAAUUUCUCUGGAGUUCAAUACCAGAAGAGAAGAACACCCAGCACAAUACAAUAGCCGCCUUAAGAACAAAAUAUGGUAUGGUCUUCUUGGAAGCAAGGAACUGCUGCAGCGCUCUUAUAGGAAACUGGAAGAGCGGAUACACCUGGAGUGUGAUGGAGAAGUCGUCUCCUUGCCAAACCUUCAAGGCGUUGUAGUGCUCAACAUUACCAGCUAUGCUGGAGGUGUCAACUUCUGGGGAAGCAACACAGCCACCGCCGAAUAUGAUGCCCCUGCAAUGGAUGAUGGGAAGCUAGAGGUAGUGGCGAUCUUUGGUUCUGUGCAGAUGGCCAUGUCUCGUCUCAUCAACCUGCAUCAUCAUCGAAUUGCCCAGUGCCAUGAGGUGAUGAUAACUAUUGAUGGUGAAGAAGGUGUCCCUGUGCAGGUGGAUGGUGAAGCUUGGAUUCAGAAACCAGGCCUUAUCAAGAUUAAAUACAAGAAUACUGCCCAGGUGUUGAUGAGAGAUCUGGACUUUGAGAACUCAAUGAAAACAUGGGAAUCUAAGCAUACUGAAAUCCAAGCUGUCCCACCACCCCGUCUGGACGUCCAGGAAUUUCAAGAUAGCCUCUCUGAUGGGGAGUAUGCCCAGAUGCAGCACUUGGCUCGGCUUGCAGAAAACCUCAUUAGCAGACUUAAUGACCUGAUGAAGGUCCACCAGCAUGUGUCUGUCCUCAUGGAUUCUGUGAAUGCCAGUGCUAACAUACUGAAUGAUGUGUUCUAUAGCCAAGACAGUGGCAAUGAGGCGGGUGCAGCUUCCUGUACUCCCAUUGAGACUUUAAGCAGAAAUGAUGCAGUAGAUGUUACAUUUAGUCUUAAAGGGCUCUACGAUGACACCAAAGCUUUCCUGGAUGAAAACUUGUUGAGAGAUGCUAGUGAUAAGGCCAUACUACAAACUGACCUGGAUGCCAUGAAUACGGAAUUGAGAAGGGUUCUGGAAAUUGGCUGGUUGAGUCGAAUCCUUCUUCCAGAGGAGCACUCUUCUGACACUAGCAGUCUAAGUCGCAGGCUGAAAGUUAAAUUCCCCAAGUUUAGGAAGAAGAAACGAGAAGAUGGAGGAAAGCCUAAAUCAAGACGUCGAUUCCCUGGUUUUCUUGGCAGGUUCUGGCGUCGCAGAAAUCGUGGCAAUGCAGCAAAAAGUGAUGACCCUCCAACACCUUCAAGUUCUCAGCUGUAGUUCUUGAAAACUGGAAGGAGAACUCUCAACACAGAAUUCUACUAAAAACUCUCAGAACCUCAAUAAAGACUGAAUUCAAUUAUAUCAGAACAAACAUGAGCACCACCAAGAAAGACCCUCCAAAUCCUUAUACUAAUAUAUUUUCCCUAGACUUAAUCAGAUCUCCUUAGAGGGUUACAUUUUUCUCGUUGGCCAAAGAUUCUUGUUCCGAGUUGUCUUGUUCAGUUCUCCUUCUCUUCGUGUACAUUGAGCAACUACAGUGUUUAUUGGGGAUAGAUUAUGACUAGCCAGGAUCUAUAAGCAUUUGUGGGAGUGCAUCUCUUUAGGAAGUAUUAGACUGGGCUUCUUUCACUAGCAGAGACUGUUAACACCAAGGAAUGAAUGAGUAACUAGCUCUCAGAAAGAUGAAGAGGGGGCAGGGCAUUCAGGCUUGGUUGUGUUUCUCUUGCAAUCCCUGCCAACUGCAACUUGAAAUUUCAAAAGAUGUGACUCCUAGUUGGCUCAAGAAGGUGAGAACUAGGUCCUGGAGGCUUAUCUGCUUGUCUGUUACAAUGAUCAUGUGAAUCUUUCCUUGUAGAUAUGAGUCUCUCCUCUCCCCUCCCCUCCCAUUUUCUCUCCUCCUCUUCCUUGCUAAUCUUCCUUCUUAUCCUGUUUCCCUUCUCUCUCCCCUUCCUCUACUUCUGCUUCCUCCCCUCUCCCCAUAAACUCCUUAUGAUUUCCCAUGUGUACAUGUAUGUCUUUGCACAUGUCCAGGUGGUGCUCUCGUGGCUGGGUGGGCCCACUGUUUGGAACUCACCCCUCAUAGCAACCAUACAGGCUCUUGUCCUUUUGCCUUGAUCCUAGCCUGCAUGUCUCCAUGGAGUGCUUGCCUGCAUUCUCGCUGGAUUUUUUAACUAAAUGUUUUGCCGCUGUGCUGCAGUAUAGAUUAUAUACAGAGACAUAAAGAUGUACAUAUAUAUACAUAUAUAUAUUUUUAAGAACUGAAAAUACAACUCGACCUCUAAGUGACCCUCUAAUUUAUUGUGAUAACCCAGGAAUCCCUCCCCUUCCCUAUUAAACCACACACAUAUUCAACUCUACCAACUGCCCUAGUUCUUGGUGGAGCUUCUAAUCUUUUGGUGCAUUUUUAGUGUCUUAGAAGUAGCUGGAGUCUACUUAUAGCCCAGCUAAUUCUGACAUCCACUUAAAAUACUGAGCCAGGCCACAGAAAGGGAACAAAACCACCAAUGCCCUGCAGGAGGGGCCAAGCUGGCAUGCUGCCAUUUGCUCUGUUUCUCCUGGCUCUGUAUCAGCAACUGCCUAAGCUUUCUUGCCCCCUUCCCCAGUAAAAAAGAUAUCAAAGAGCUCUACCCUUUAGAUGUCUAAGUUAGGGCCUACCAAUCCAUCACAGCCUGUGCCCUUCCCCAUAAACUUAAUCUGGGUCUGCAGCUAUUGGAUAGGCUGUUGGGCCACUCUUCAAAUUACCUUUAAAUCUCAUAUCUUGUCCCCCUUCCCCCUGAGUCUAAGAGGGGCAGUCAGGGUGAUCAGAAAGGACACUGAACUGGGGAAGUAGAGGUUAGAAGCCUCAGCUUCCCUCUGUUUUGCAUCUAAGUUUUUCAUGAAAAAUAAUAGUCCUAAAUUGCUCCAAAUAUUCAUUUGAAUCUUUUUGUUUUAAGUGUACAAUCUCGGCCAGUUAAAACUGAUGAAAGUCCAAUGGGCAGAGAGACUGUCUCUGGUCUGCCUCUCAUCUCCACCCUCAAGUCAUCCCUCUUUCAAAGUGUCCCUUCCCACUUCUCAAGAAAAAAAUCCAGAAAACUGCCCCCUUCUCACUGCUCAGCCAAACUUAGCGUGCUCAACUAUCUGACUCAGUCCAAUGGCUGGUUCACUGAGGUGCACAAUCUAGACUCCGAUCACUGGUUCUCAACUUCCUAGAACUCCACCAGCCUAACCCACUCAAACCAGCUGCCUGUGUCCCACCUCUUCACGGGUGAGAAAAGAGACUAACAAUGGGGUAGUCCCCCAAUGUCUGAUAGCUGUGCCAAACAAAACUGUCCUAGCUCUACAACUAGAGAAGAAAUCCAAUGGGAAAAGAUGACAGAAGACAUUUAGAACUUACAUAUCAGAAUGUGCAUGUGCCGACAGUGUAGGUAUUCAAAUGGAGUGUGUUGUUGCACUGUCUGGUUUUCUCUUAUCACUCUUCGGAGAAGGAGGUAUCAGAUGAAACCACCAAGGUCAUUGUUCCUCCUAGGCCGCAUAAACUAAUGCCUGCACACAUGCACACACAUAGUUGGGAACCAUGUUGAAUUUUCCUAGAAGAGUCUUUUCCAAAAUGGAUCAUUUAUAAAUAAGCAACUUAAGGAAACAGAAGGAAAUCCUGGGAAACAGUAGCCUUACCUUGGUAAUGACUAAGCAGGGCUAUGACUUGUAAUUAUUUUUAUCACAAAUGAUAGUCAACUGUAAUAGGACUCCAUCUCUGCUUAUUUUGCUGAAGUACUGUAGGUCUUUGUGUAUUGUAAUGCUGCUGUUGCUCUGUUGUACCAUCUGAAUUCCCACUCAUUUCCCACCCCGUCCUCCCAUCUGAGUCAGAAUGAUAGUGAAUGACACAUAUAGGAUGGGGACUAGAGCAAAAUUGACAAGCUAAGGAUCAAGUGUGGCUUGUUAAAAUGGUCCAGAUACCAUCUGAAUUGUUUAGUUACCGAUUUUUCCCUGAGAAGGGAAGCUGGCAUGCUAAGAACUUGUUCAUAGAUCUACUUGGAAACAAAGCAAGAAUGGUUCUCUCUCCUUCUGUCUCUUCCUCCCUCCCUCCCUCCAUCUCCCCUCCUCCCUCUCUCUUCCCCUCCCUCCCUUUCUCCCCCUCUAUCCCUCUGUUUCUCCCCCUCCCUCUCCCCCCCUCUCCUUCUCUGGAGUUUCCUUAGCCCUUGGGAACAUGGGCCAUUUUCAGGAUUUCAUUGUUAACUAUUUGAAGUAACAUAGUUGCUCAGGUGGUGGAACAAGACACCAAAUAUCCACCACAGUUAUGUACAGAAAUCAUUAAGAAUCAAAGCUCUGGGGUUUGAUUGCAUCUUUGGUAACACUGUCUGUAGAAUGGAUUGUCUAAUUCUUGGCCAGAAGUACACCAGGGAAGGAAAUAUCCGACUAGAGUUAAGUUGCCACCAACUUCUGGCAUCAAUGCUAUAGGAGGCCAACAGCUAUCCAUUAAGGACCUCUAUUACACCAAAAGGGCAAGGAAAGAAAAAAGAGGAUAUUUUCAGUGUACUAAAAGUUGACCAGAAGAAGCAAUUGGAGGUCAACAUCAUCUUCCCGUAGGACAAAGUAGAAUUAAUUGUAUAACAGACAGAAACUAAUACCAAAGAAAUCAGACCCCAUUCACAUCUUUCCACUGAAUAAGGGACCUUGAUUGGCUAUAUGGUUUGUGGAGUUGCAUUUGUCUGCUAAUCUGUAAUACUUUGUUGUUUAUUAUUAUGUGUUCUGUGUUUUCUGAGGCCCUGCAAAGUAGUAGCAGGGCCAGGACUUGGUCAGGGGAGGAAGCUGGAAUAGUUAUGGAAUAACAGGAGAAAAUGCAGAAGGAAAAGAUCCACAAAGUGUGCCUAUUCCUUUUAGUCCUCCUCACAAAAUGGAACACCAGUCCUCAAAAUAAAGUAAUUGCUUCUUAAAAUAUUUUAAUAAAUGGAUAAAUAUCAUCAA
Mesocricetus auratus (golden hamster) is the source of this 7750-nucleotide messenger RNA. RefSeq names its product diacylglycerol kinase kappa (gene Dgkk). Gene Ontology annotation, biological process: intracellular signal transduction; diacylglycerol metabolic process; lipid phosphorylation. The record is from RefSeq and is a predicted model, not a curated record. The transcript has 28 exons. The coding region runs from base 146 to 4087 and encodes 1313 amino acids. Gene Ontology annotation, molecular function: ATP-dependent diacylglycerol kinase activity. Lineage: Eukaryota; Metazoa; Chordata; Mammalia; Rodentia; Cricetidae.